Molecule: messenger RNA, 1203 nt
Organism: Acaulospora morrowiae
Lineage: Eukaryota; Fungi; Glomeromycota; Glomeromycetes; Diversisporales; Acaulosporaceae
Source: the annotation of a GenBank genome assembly
AUGUCUCGUACAUCAUCAAAUUUGACAAUUGUGAUAAAGCUUGGUACUUCGUCAAUAUGUGAUGAAGAAACUAGUUUACCGUUAUUGUCCAAUCUUUCAUUGCUGGUCGAAACAAUUGUGAAACUUCGUAAUUUAGGCCAUAAAGUAAUCUUGGUCACUAGCGGUGCUAUUGGAGUUGGAUUGAGAAGGUUGGAGAUGAAUAAGAAGCCAAAGAAAUUGGCCGCGAUUCAGGCCAUAGCAGCCGUUGGUCAGGGAAGGCUAAUGAGAAUGUAUGACGAUUUGUUCAGUCAAUUGAAUCAACCGAUCGCUCAAAUAUUAUUGACCAGACACGAUCUUUCCGAUCGUACUCAAUACCUUAAUGCAGUCAACACCUUCACCGAAUUAUUGUCCAUGGGAGUGGUUCCCGUUGUCAACGAGAAUGACACCGUAUCCGUUAGUGAAAUCAAAUUCGGUGAUAACGAUACUCUUUCGGCCAUAACAGCCGGGAUGGUUAACGCCGAUUAUUUAUUUUUGAUGACGGAUGUCGAUUGCCUGUAUACGGAUAAUCCAAGAACCAAUCCGAAUGCCAAGCCUGUGGAGGUUGUUGAAGACGUCGGUGAAUUGAGAAAUCAAGUUUCAUCACCUGGCAGCUCUCUUGGUACCGGGGGCAUGUUUACAAAACUGGUUGCGGCGGAUCUGGCAACCGCAGCGGGGGUCACGACAAUUAUAAGUCGUGGAUCAAGUCCUCAAAAUAUUUUGUCUAUCGUCAAACAUCUCUCCACUGAUAAUCCACCAUCGUCGUCUGCACCUCUGCACACUCGUUUCUUGGCCAAGGAUAAUCCAAUGGUGGAUCGAAAGUGGUGGAUAUUGCAUGGUUUGCACACAGCCGGCACUAUUUACAUUGACGAGGGGGCUGUGCGGGCGAUCACAAAAGUUGGUUUGAAAAGCAGUUUGUUUGCGGCGGGGAUUGUGAAGGUGAUGGGGAGUUUCGUCGUACAUCAGGCCGUUAGUCUAGUUAUCGAGAGACCCAAGAAGGACGACGGAGGAGAGAUUGAGUUGGUGGCUAUUGGAAAAGGAUUGGUUAAUUAUUCUUCGACAGAGAUUUCCAGGAUUAAAGGGUGCAAAAGUACAGAAAUCGAAGAGAAAUUGGGAUAUGCUGAUUCUGAAUGCGUGAUCCAUAGGGAUAAUUUGGCUAUCACCUUAAAGAAUUUUGAAGACAGUUGA